Molecule: messenger RNA, 1359 nt
Organism: Ylistrum balloti
Lineage: Eukaryota; Metazoa; Mollusca; Bivalvia; Pectinida; Pectinidae
Product: pirin-like
Exons: 8
Coding region: 56-931 (291 amino acids)
Biological process (GO): monocyte differentiation
Cellular component (GO): nucleus
Molecular function (GO): quercetin 2,3-dioxygenase activity
Source: RefSeq, a predicted model, not a curated record
CUUGUGACAGUACAUCAAGUAAAAAGUAAUUAGUGAGAGUAGAACAUUACCCGAGAUGUCGGUCAAAACUGUAAAACAGGAUGUGUAUGCUGAGGAACAGAAGGAGGAUAUUGGUGCAGUUGUGCGGCGUAGCAUUGGAAUGCCAGGGGUUGACUACCUGGAUCCUUUUUUGAUGCUUGAUGAAUUUUACAUAACACCACCAGCAGGGUUUCCUGACCAUCCACACCGAGGCUUUGAGACUGUAUCAUAUGUCCUGCAAGGUGCUGGGAUGCAUGAGGACUGUUGUGGUCACAAGGGAACCCUUCAUGCUGGUGAUGUUCAGUGGAUGACUGCUGGUAGAGGGAUUGUCCAUUGUGAGAUGCCCUCUGGUACAGAGGAGGUUCAUGGCCUUCAGCUGUGGGUAAAUUUAGCCAGCAAAGACAAGAUGAUUGAUCCUGCCUAUCAGGAACUCCAAGACAAGGAUAUUCCACGGAACACCAAGGACAACACCACUGUCAAGGUCAUUGCUGGGGAAUCUCAAGGUGUCAAGUCGCCAAUGUUGACAAGAACACAAACAGUGUACUUAGACUUCAAGAUGCAGAAAGAUGGUAAACUGGUUCAGCCUAUUAAGAAAGGGUGGAAUUCAUUUGUCUAUGUACUCAGUGGUAAAGCCUUGUUUGGACCAGAAGGGAAUCAGACCGAGGGAUGCCCUCACCAUGCCCUCAUUCUCAAUGAUGAAGGGGAAAACUUAGUUGCAGUAAACAAGGGACCAGAGGAAUGUCAUUUUGUGUUAAUAGGUGGUCAGCCUUUAGGUGAACCAGUUGCUACCCAUGGUCCGUUUGUAAUGAAUACUGAAGAGGAGAUCCAACAAGCCAUUCUGGACUACAAGCUGAAACAAAAAGGAUUUGAAGUCGCUAAAACUUGGAAGUCAGACUACCUAACAAAUCGGUGAUGUUUUUGUAAUUAGGUAGUGUGUCUAAUGUUGAGAAUUGACCGUGAUAUAUUAUAGAAUGUGCUUUUGAAUGCUAUGUUGGAUGUUGAUAUUAACUUGUAUAAAUUCACUACAGGGUACUGUAAUAAAUGAUGUAUGGGUCAAAGUCAUAAUGUACUGUUUAUGCUGACAUACACCUGAUGUUGUGGGUGUGUUUGAAGUGGGUUAUGCUAAUGAGCAGCAUAACGGUAUCAGAUAUAGGUAGACCUAUUUGACAGUCAUAGAUUUACAGCUAGAUAAAUAUGAUGUGUGUGGGGUUACACCCUAUUCUAAAACUUAUGUCGUUUUAUUACAAAUGUGUUGUUUCAUUUGAUACCAGUGAUUAUAAAUGACUUCUAAAGCUCAGAAUUUUCUUGAUCUAAAAGUAUAUGAAAUGUGAUUUGGAAGGA